Leptidea sinapis is the source of this 621-nucleotide messenger RNA. Its product is annotated as neurofilament heavy polypeptide-like. The transcript has a single exon. The record is from RefSeq and is a predicted model, not a curated record. The coding region runs from base 1 to 621 and encodes 206 amino acids. Lineage: Eukaryota; Metazoa; Arthropoda; Insecta; Lepidoptera; Pieridae.
AUGAACAAUAACAUUAUAAAGCGCAAAGAUUUGAAUAACAAUAAAUCGGUGUAUACCAACAAGUCUAAACCGAUUAAAAAUGUAAAGAAACCGCACAAGAGACCAUUCAAAGAGGCUCCAAAGAAACAAGCCCCAAAGAACAGAGCCCCAAUUAAGAAAGCACCUGUCGAUAAAAGAGAUUCGAAAAAAAAGUCGCAAGUGAAAAAACUAAACAAUUCAAAAAAUCUUGCGCAAAAGAAAAAACCAACCCAAAAACAAGUAAAAAAAGAUGUAAAAUCUCAAAAUAUGAUAUAUUAUAAAACAGCCCUGGAGAAUAUGAAAAACAAAAACGAUACUUACAAAAUAGCUGAAGCUAUUAUGAAGACAGUGAUGGCUAAAGUUGAAAAGAUUGUACAUGAAAAUCAAAAGGAACAAAUGAACAAGUUGAAUAAUAUAACAAAAAUUAUACAAAAACGAUCGAUGACGAAAGUACAUUCUGACAUCAGUCUUCCACCUAGUAUUAGACACUGGAAGAAGAAAUAUCCUCCUAAAAAGAAGGAAAAAGAAUCAAAUAGAUUCAAGAGAAAUGUAAAUCAAACAUUACAGAAAGAUCAAUCUUCUAUAUUAUUCCAAGGCAAGUAG